AUGAUGUACCUCAUCUUAGCUCUGCUACUACCUAGUAUCGUACAAGGAUCAAGAGGAGAUAUCCAAUGGCGGCCCGCCAGUAGGAUGCGUCCUGGCGAUCGUAGGACGACACCCGUCUCCCCAAUAGAUCUGACCCCACAGGAACAAACUCUAGUAUCAUCUUUCGACAACACCUCGAUAGCAUCUUGGUCUAGCUAUUACUCUCACAGGCGAAAUCUCACGGGAGAAAGCCGCAAAGUGCCCGAAUGGACAGCUUCGAAAUGGACCGAGUAUGGUUUUGACACUAGACUAGACAGCUAUCAUGUCUAUCUAAACUACCCCAUCAACCAAUCCCUCACACUAAAAUACCCCAACGGAAGCACCGACAACCUCUCUCUCUCAGAACCUAUCUUUGAAGAAGACCCUACAACGAACUCUUCUAACCGGAUCCCCGCAUUCCACGGAUACUCCGCCUCAGGCAAUGUCUCAGCGCCAUACGUCUACAUCGGCUAUGGCACAACCCAAGACCUCAAGCGCCUCGUCGCCCAAAACAUCUCCCUGGCUGGCAAAAUCGGCCUCGCAAAGCACGGCGGCCUCUUCCGCGGCACCAAAGUCCGCAACGCGCAAUCCUUCAACCUCACCGGCCUUCUCCUCUUCACCGAUCCCGCCGACGACAAGGAAAUGGCACCACCAAAGUACGCACCGUAUCCCGAUGGGCCCGCGCGCAACCCGCAGAGUAUACAGCGCGGCAGCGUGCUGGAUCUAAGCAAGUAUCCCGGAGAUCCGACGACGCCCGGGUAUGCGUCCAAGGAGGGGGUGAAUAGGACGGAAAAGGGGAAUGUUCCGGGGAUACCGAGUUUGCCUUUGUCGUGGGUGGAGGCGCAGGGUUUGCUGGAGACGUUGAAGGGGCGCGGGGUUAAAGAGGAGGGUGAUGGUGGGUAUUUCAGUGGGCCGUCUGAUGCGGUGCUUGAGAUGAGGAAUGAGAUGAAGGGGAGUAUUGAGUGGAUUCACAAUGCAAUUGGCAUUGUGAAUGGUACGGAGGCAGACGAGGUUGUUAUUGUGGGGAAUCAUCAUGAUGCUUGGACGGUUGGGGGUGCUGCGGAUCCGCAUUCUGGUUCGGCGAUUAUGAUUGAGUUGGCCAAGGUGAUUGGUAAGCUCUUGAAGACUGGGUGGAAGCCGAGACGAACGAUUAUUUUCUGCAGUUGGGAUGCGGAGGAGUAUGGGUUGGUGGGAAGUACCGAGUGGGUUGAGGAGUACACUCCCUGGCUCAAAGACACAGUUGUAUCCUACCUAAACAUCGAUGUUGGAGUCUCUGGUACCAUCCCUGACUUCAGUGCCUCUCCUGACCUGCAUGCCUUGAUCCUUGAGGCUGCAAAAAAGGUCAUAUGGCCCCAUGGCGAACAACGUACAAUCUACGAUGUCUGGAACGAAAAUUCUGGCAAGAUUGGCCUUCUGGGCGCACAGAGCGACUAUACAGCGUUUGUACAUCGCUGCGGAAUUUCUGCCAUGGACAUUGGUACUACGCGAGCGCCCCUGGAUCCAAUCUAUCACACCCACUCCAACUUUGAUAGCUAUCACUGGAUGACUAAGUUCGGCGAUCCAGGAUUUGCGAAGCACAAGGCGAUUGGACAGUUUCUGGGCUUGAUGCUGUUCCACCUGGUAGACGACGCUAUUGUGCCGCUUAACAUAACCAACUUUGCUAUAGAGAUGAAUGAGUGGCUUUCGGAUAUCAAGGAGCUUGUAUGGCCUCUGGGUUCCAAGGCACAACACCUAUUCUACCGGCUUCAACGUGCUAUUGACUAUUUCGACGAACGGACAAUGUGGUUCCAUGGUGUCUAUGUACUGGCUAGGGCGUUCAAGGCAGAAGAUGCAUUCAAACCCCUGAAUCGCAACGCUCGCGAUAUUGGGCGGAUGUUCAUCGAUCAAUACGCACUUCCUGGAAGGCCAUUCUAUCAGCAUCUUUUGUUUGCACCAGGAAUCGACACAGGAAACAGGCCUGUUACUUUUCCUGCCAUUAGGGAAGCCGUUUCUACGGGUGACUUCGCCCUAGUGAUUGAGUCCUUGCGCAUGACCAUAGACACUGUGGAACAAGCAUCAAUGUUACUGAAGAAAUCACCAAGUUAG
Molecule: messenger RNA, 2103 nt
Organism: Bipolaris oryzae ATCC 44560
Lineage: Eukaryota; Fungi; Ascomycota; Dothideomycetes; Pleosporales; Pleosporaceae
Exons: 6
Coding region: 1-2103 (700 amino acids)
Molecular function (GO): carboxypeptidase activity
Source: RefSeq, a predicted model, not a curated record